Melanaphis sacchari is the source of this 429-nucleotide messenger RNA. RefSeq names its product piggyBac transposable element-derived protein 4-like. Lineage: Eukaryota; Metazoa; Arthropoda; Insecta; Hemiptera; Aphididae. Bases 1 to 429 code for a protein of 142 amino acids. The record is from RefSeq and is a predicted model, not a curated record. The transcript has a single exon.
AUGAAGUGGAAGGACAAACGCGAUGUACUUAUGUUAUCAACAAAGGAUAAAGAUAAUAUAGAAACAACUACUAAUAAACGUGCUCAACAAUUAUUCAAACCACAAAUGAUAUUGGAUUACAAUAAAGCAAAAGGUUUUGUCGAUAUUUCCGAUUUGAGAGGUUCUUAUCAUUCACCACUUCGGCGGUCUUUAAAAUGGUAUCGAAAAAUAGCAUUUAAAAUUCUGUUAAAUACAAGUUUAUUAAAUGCAUUAACUCUAAAUAAUUCUGUCACUGGUAAUAAAAUAGGUGUAACAAAAUUUAGGGAAAAUAUAGCUCAAGUUUUACUAACGAAAUCUAAGAUACUCAACACAAAUGAAGGUGAAAGCCAUAAGCUUAUUCACUCUAAACGUGGUAGAUGUUCCAAUUGUUACUUUGAAAUGGUUCACUAA